AUUUGCCUAAAAACAAGACCCACAAAUGCAAAACAAAUUUGUUUGAAGGAGUUCCAUCUCUCUCGACCAUCGUCUCACCUUUUUCAAGCAAAUUGGCAUGGUCCUGGUGGGUCUCUCAUGCACUUCUCUUUCUUCUAGAUAUUGUUCUUGAUCUCCAAGUACUUGAGAAAGAAAGAGGUUUUUGCUCCUUUAUAUGAUAGCAAUAUGGAGUCUAGCAGGGAGGAUUUGGUAAGUGCUGUGGUGCCUUUGUUGAAACUCCUCUCCCUCACAGUUAUAGGACUAGUUCUUGCACACCCGAAAACCCAGAUGAUCCCUAGGUCGACAUUCAAGCUCCUCAGCAAGCUUGUGUUUGCUCUAUUCUUGCCCUGCCUAAUCUUUACUAAUCUGGGUCAAUUCAUUACACUCGAGAAUUUUACAUUCUGGUGGUUUGUCCCUGUUAACGUGCUGGUUAGUACAUUAAUCGGUUGCUUCCUUGGGUACUUAGUAGUGAUUAUAUGUCGCCCGCCUGCACAAUUCAAUAGAUUCACUAUUAUCAUGACUGGUUUGGGCAAUACUGGAAAUCUCCCCCUUGCUAUUGUUGGAUCCGUCUGUCAUACUGCAAAUAAUCCAUUUGGGCCAGAUUGCUAUGGGAAAGGAGUGGCUUAUGUCUCUUUUGCCCAAUGGGUUGCUGUAAUUCUUGUUUAUACCUUUGUUUAUCACAUGAUGGAGCCUCCAAUGAAUUUUUAUGAGAUUGUUGAUGAAGGAAUUGAGAUUGGGGAACCACAGCUAGUCAACAAUAUUAGCAGGCCUCUCCUUGUAGAAGCUGAAUGGCCAGGCAUCGAGGAUAAAGAAACAGAACAUUCCAAGACACCCUUUAUUGCUGGGGUCUUUAACAGCAUCUCAAAUUUGACUAUGUCUGACCUUGAUCUUGUUGGGGAAACAGGUAAUACCCGUUCUGAGUCUAUUAGGUGUUUUGCUGAGCCGAAAGUGGUCAGGAGGAUGAGAGUUGUUGCUGAACAAACUCCAAUAAAGCACAUUCUGCAACCCCCAACAAUCGCUUCUCUACUAGCCAUCAUUGUUGGUAUGGUGCCUCAGUUCAAAUCUUUUGUCUUUGGCCAUGAUGCUCCACUGUCUUUCAUUACAGACAGUUUAGAGAUCUUGGCUGGUGCAAUGGUUCCUUCUGUGAUGCUUGUUCUUGGAGGUAUGCUUGCUGAGGGACCAAAUGAUUCUAAACUUGGGCUUCGAACUACAAUUGGUAUAUCUGUGGCAAGGCUAUUAGUGCUUCCUUUGCUUGGGAUUGGGAUUGUCUUCUUGGCUGAUAAAUUGAAUUUUCUCGUCCAUGGUGAUCAGAUGUCCAUAUUUGUGCUUUUGUUGCAGUACACAACACCAAGUGCCAUCUUGUUGGGAGCAAUUGCCAGCUUGAGGGGUUAUGCAGUUAAAGAGGCCUCAGCACUUCUAUUCUGGCAGCAUGUGUUUGCCCUCUUCUCCCUUUCACUAUAUAUUGUCAUCUAUUUUAAACUGCUUUCAUAUAUUUGAAGUUUAUGUAAAAUUCCUUUGCCUCAAUAUUCAUGGUUGGUGAGAAAUCUGGAAUGCAAUGCCUUUAGGUCAUUGCUCUAA
Molecule: messenger RNA, 1596 nt
Organism: Vitis vinifera (wine grape)
Lineage: Eukaryota; Viridiplantae; Streptophyta; Magnoliopsida; Vitales; Vitaceae
Product: protein PIN-LIKES 2
Exons: 2
Coding region: 205-1515 (436 amino acids)
Biological process (GO): endoplasmic reticulum to cytosol auxin transport
Cellular component (GO): membrane
Source: RefSeq, a predicted model, not a curated record